AUGUCAGACGAAGCGACCCGGCUCUAUGGCCUGACCGCAGUCCCGGCGGAUCAAUCAGCACAGAAGGCUUCAACACCUAACCCCAAGCCAGUGGCGAUAAGCGCGCUCAAGCCUCCUUCCACGGCACUGGCAGCGCGUGUUGACGAGUACGUCAGGUCGAAGCUUGAUGCAGACACGUACCGGCACAGUUUGCGUGUGUAUAGCUACGGCUGCGCCAUCGCUCGUGAAUGCUUCCCGGAGUUUGGAUUAACGGCCGGGUCGGAGCUUGACGAGACGUGGUUUCUCACAGCCAUGUUGCACGAUAUCGGAACCACUGCGGAGAAUCUGACGAGCACGAGGCUGAGUUAUGAGUUUUGGGCCGGGUAUCACGCGCUAGCACUGCUGCAAGACCCGACGGUGACGGGUGGUAGCACGGGGGCGGUGGCACCUCGUGACCAGGCCGAGAGUGUGGCAGAAGCAAUCAUCAGGCAUCAGGAUGUUCAGGAUAAAGGGCAGAUUACCUUGGUCACGAGGUUGAUUCACUGGGGAACCCUUCUGGAUAACAUUGGAGCUGGUGCUGAGUUGAUACACACAGAGACCAUUCAGAGUGUGGUCAAGGAAUACCCCAGGCCGGGAUGGAGUGGUUGUUUCCAAAGGACAGUGGAGAAGGAGAAGAGUGUGAAACCCUAUGCUAUGGUCAGUAGGAUUGAAGGGUUUGAAGAGGCCAUCAGAAAGAAUGGCGACGGCAGUGCUGGGGGUCUGAUGGCGAAAUAUGAUGGCGAAUGA
Exophiala bonariae is the source of this 765-nucleotide messenger RNA. RefSeq lists its product as uncharacterized. Bases 1 to 765 code for a protein of 254 amino acids. Lineage: Eukaryota; Fungi; Ascomycota; Eurotiomycetes; Chaetothyriales; Herpotrichiellaceae. The record is from RefSeq and is a predicted model, not a curated record. The transcript has a single exon.